AAUACAACAACAAUAUAUAAUACAACAACAAUUAUUUAUAACAAGAACAAUAGUGAAAGUGAUGAUAAAAAGAUAACACAUCAUACAAGAAGUGUUAAUGAUAAUGAUAAUGAUAAUGAGAAUAGUGAUAAUUAUACAUUUAUCACUGGUACACCACCAUCAUCACAGAUGAUUGAUAAUAGAUCAUCAAUUAUUAUCAAUGAUAAUGAUAAUGAUAAUAUAAUAACAACAACAACAACAAGAACAAGUAUACUUGAACAACAAGAGUCAUAUCCAUCACAUACAUAUGAUGAUACUGGAAGUGCAACUGGAAUUGUAACUGGUACAAGUCAUACACAGUAUAAUGGAGUUUAUGUUGAAUGGGAACAAACAUCAAACAACCACAAUUUAAAUGAUUUUGGAGGGACCAACAAUAAUAAUAAUAAUAAUAAUAAUAUGAAAACAGAAGUGAUUCUUCGUGAAGAUUUAACUGGUCAUAAUAGUGUGGGGGGUGUAAGUGUAGGUGGCAGUGGAAGUGGAAGUAAUAAUGGUGGUGUAUUUGUGCCUUCAUCGUCAGCAGCUAAAACUUCAUUAUCAACAUUAAUUACAACUAAUAAUAAUAAUAAUAAUAAUAAUACAAUAACACCAGUAUUUACAACAUUACAAGAACACCCUGUAAUCAUAGUACGUGCUGAAGAAGUAUUAUUAGUGGUAUUGGUGUUAAUGAUAUGGGUGGCUGCUAUUGCAUUGUUCUUUAAUCGUUGGGGUAAAAUACGAAUGUUAGAACCAUAUCAACCAAAGUUUGAACAACAAGCGGCUGCUGGUGGACCUGGAGGUGCUGGUCAUCGUUCUAGUUGUCCAAUUGGAACAGGCAUUGAUUCAGCUGUUAAUACGGGUUGUUCAAUAUCUGAUUUACGGAAGCAACGAAUGUCAUUUUCAAAAUUCAAUGUGAACUGCCUUGGUGACCCAUUGUAUACUGGAUUAGUAUCACCCCGUCCAACACAACGCUUACGUCAGAAUUCAGUAUUUGUGGGUAGUCCAACGAUGACCUUUUUGAAUCCACCGCCACGGCGUGUUAAAUCCGCAACGGACAUACAUCAAUUAAUUAUUGGUGGUGGGGCGUUAGCCUCACGAGGUGGGGCGAGUGUAAGUGCUAGACUACCACGAAAAUCAUUAAGCGGCUUUAGUUCAAUUGCACUUGAGACAUCACCAAGUAAGGAAUUCAUAUUAAAAGAUCGUCGACCAUCGAUAACAAUUGAACGACCCCCGUUAUUUAAUACACCAUCAUCAGCGAGCACUGGUACAACAACUGGAUCUGGAACAGCAGCAGCUGCAACGCGACGUAGACCCUCCACAUACCACGAGUUCUCGUGUUACUUCCCGAUACCACGUCGACGUCCCUCUUGUUUUAGUGAUUAUAAGCCAACCAUAGCAUACGGUAGAGUAAGUAAAUUUAAAAGUUUUGAUCAACCAUCGUGCAGUUGGGAGCGUUCAGAUCGUCGUCUCUCAACAGCCUUUGAACGAUCCCCAACGAACGUGAGUAAACGAAGCCGUCCAUCAAUAAGUUUAGAACGACCAAUAUCUUGGGAUCGACGUCCAUCCGUAACUAUAGAACCCCCACCCACUAGUACAGAUCAUAUCAACUCCAAUUCCACAUCAACUCCAUUGACCACAAAAACCAAUACUGUUGUCAUAGCAACAACAGAUGACCAAAAACCAAAAUUACAAAAACAAACAACCAUUAAUUUUGAAAAUAUUAAUCCUGCACAUAUUUCAUUAAAUAAGAAUUCAAUUAGUUUGGAUCAGGCAACCAGUCAGGCACGUGUUAGUUAUGAUCGUAGACCGUCCUUUACAUUGGAGCAACAGACAUCGGGUACACCAUCUAGUGCUGCUCACUUAAUGAGUGAAGCAACAACAGGUCAGUUAAGUGUUACAGGUGGUAAACAUCGUUUAUCUGUUAGUUUGGAUCAAGCUGCAUCCAAAUGGAUUGGUACAACACCCACAUUCAUGAUUGAACGUGCCACACCAGUCAGUCCACACCCUCCCACUACUAUUCUGUCUUCGUCCAUUGAAUUGCAAUUAUUUGAAAGUGAAACUGAAAGUAAACAAAUUACAAAUGUUUAAUUUAAUUGAUUAAUUAAUUAAUUAUUUAUUAGUUUUGUGUGUAGUUAAACUUUAAAUAUCUUUUAUCUGAUCUCAAUCUUCGUUCUUGAAAUUUUAUACUUAACAAACUUCUAUUCAAAGUAGUUUUCUCUAAAACUACGUUUAAUGAGU
Molecule: messenger RNA, 2253 nt
Organism: Chrysoperla carnea
Lineage: Eukaryota; Metazoa; Arthropoda; Insecta; Neuroptera; Chrysopidae
Exons: 6
Coding region: 169-2103 (644 amino acids)
Source: RefSeq, a predicted model, not a curated record